AGUCGACCAGCAGAUCUCAGAACGUCCACUACUCCUUUGUGUUUUCUUCCCCUCGUGCUCCUUUACCGAUUAGUACAUCCACUUCAUAUCUUCAUAGUGCUUCUACUUCUCCGAUAGAGUAAUUCAACUGAAACGAAAUACAACUUUUGAAAACCUCAAUUUACCUGAGUAAGAAGAUCCACAUUACUUGAAUUCGUAGCCGCAAAGAGAGUCUCUUGAUACCGUUACGCUGAUAAUGCAUUAAAACUUCAAUACGGUCAUCAGCAGAUUAAUAUGGCUUUAAAAGGACAAACUCUAUUCAUCACGUGCUGUCUACUUUUGACAGUGAAACUGAUCAACAGUUCGGAAGGACCUGUAUUUAUUAAUCCAAUUAACGAAAAUUCUGGCGCAGUCGUAAGCCAAACGGCAUCAGGUAACGAGGGAAAUUACGUUACACAAACUGUCUAUGGCUUUCUGGAUUUCACCACGACAAUUGGUAACACAGUCAUGGUUUUCUCACCACAGAGUGAUUCGGUUGUUCCACCAGAAGUGAAGUCUGCAUUUAAUGAAAUAACAGCCAACAACGUUAUUGAAACAAAGCCAGUUGUCACCAAAAACAAACCCGAAAUUAAACCAACUAAAACGGAAUCAAACAAAAAUAAAGAAACUUCGGUGAAAGUUGUCUCGGUGGUACAAGUGAAAUCCGAUCCCCCAGCAUCUGUGUCAUCCAAAAUCGAAAUUAAAUCUUCAGCAGUAGUUAAAUCAGUAGGCAAACCAAAACCUACAGAACAAGUAUCAAAACCAGUUAUUGUUAGUAGCAAAGUACAAAUCGUAGACGGUGCAGCGUCCACCAAACUAUCUGAAACUAAGAACAUUAUAACUAAAGUUGAAAAUGCUAGCGGAUCGACUAAGUUAGCACAACCGAUAAUUUCCAGCAAAAUAGAAUCUCGUAAAGAGCCGAUAUCCAGUGCCGUAUCGAGUAUCGUUCAAGUUAAAUCGGAUACAGAACCUGCAUUAGUGAUUGGAAAUAACAUAGGAGAGCCCGAAUAUGACUUCUUGUCUAGGCAACCUUCGGAAGUAGUAGAAGAAACCUUCAAAGUGAUAAAUCUCAAGCCAAGUUCGAAGUUUUUAUUGAAGCACAGACCCGCAACUGAUGUUAAGAAAAACGGAGCGACGAAAAGAGUAGAUCAUCCAACAGGUUUGGUGACAACAUUGGGAGGAACUGUCGUAAAAGACGGUACUACGACAGUGAUUGAAACUAGUGUUAUUGGAACAUAUAUUUCAGGAAAAUAUGCUCAAGUACUGCAAAGCACCUCAAGAAAAAUCAACCCGACACAAAGUCUUCGAAUAUUGAAAACUGCUGCACCUUCGUUAGGACAUGGGAACAAGCAGAGACAAAUUGAUCCCACUCCAGCUGCUAGCUAUAAUGAAGCGACAUCUGCUCUACCGGUUGAAAAUUCUAUAAAGACCUCUAGGAAGUCUCCAAGUGGCGGAAGUGCUUACAAAAGAUUCAAAAAUAGACACAAGGAAUCCAUCGCCGUUUCUGAAGACGAGAACGAACGACCGGAUAUCAUCACUCCACAGCCCAAUUACAAGAAAUCUCAGAAAAAUCGGAGUCAAUCACAAAACGUCAGGAACUCCAAACACCACACAACCACAAACAGUCAAGUACCAAAAAAUAGAAGAAAUAGAAAUCGAAAAGCAACUACUACAUCCAAACCGUCUCUAAAUAGCGAAGAUCUACCGACCACCGCAUCAGGCAAAAAAUUUUCGUCCAAUCGAAGAACGAAGACUAGCAGAGUUGCUAGUAGUAGUGAAGCUACGACGGCCAGUAACAGCGGUUUCACCAGACGCACUUACAAGCCGAAAGUGCAAGCAUCUAGUGUGGAUAAUGGAGGAAGCGGAUCGUCCAGUCUGUACAAGUUUAAACUUAACAGAUCACCAGGCAGAUGGCAGUACAAAACCACUUCGAAGCCCCGGGUAACUAUCCGAAAACAAAACACCGACGAAACGGCAAACAAUAACGAAACUCCCGGGAUAUCUUCUCCUAUCCCGCCGUCAUCAGGACAGGAAGUUUCCCGCUCUCAAAUCAACGAUGUUGUCACUCCCCAAGCCCGAUCCGACGAUGUAGAUAGCCUCGAAGAAUCUGAAUCAAUUGCUUCAAUAAUUGAUGACGAAAGCGCUACAGCGAAUAAACUUGACGCCAUUUCUCCGGCUUUUCCAGUGGAAACUAUUAAAGUCGAAAUUUCCACCCCUUCAGAUUUUGGAGAUAUCUACUACGAAAUAGCGACUAUCAAAACACCAUAUACUUUCCAGGUGGGUAACGUAAAAAAUACCAGAUACGUAACCGUCACCUCGACAUUCGAAAAGAGCUUCGAACGUUCAAUCGACCCAACCCCAAAAGCAGCCGAACCCCUAACGGAAAACAUCCUAGCGACAUCGAGCAAUUACGCCAAAGACAACAAUUUCUUGGAUUCGAGCAUAGCGACAUUACCGCCUCUAUAUCUUGCAUCCGAUAUGGAAACCCCGCCUCUAGAAACGCUUACGGAAACCUUCAGCACGACACAGACGAUGUUAAAAACACACAUUUUGCCGGUUGUUCGGCAUGGGAAUGACACCAGUAGCUCGACACUAGUGCAGACCUAUUUUGUAACGAGAUUGAUUACAGCCACGAAAACUUUACCACCAAUGGAAGCUUACCAUUUCAUUCCCAGCAAGGUGUUAAACGAAUUCAAUAGUCAUCUUGAUGAAGCAGGUUCAGAGCUUCACCUGGAACUCGAAUUUGGUGAUCAAAAUGAUCAAGAUGAAGGGUUAGUCAGAAAAGUAUCAUUGCCUGCAGACUUAGAUCUAGCAAAUAUAGGAUCUAACUUCGAUUUGUCCGAUGUUGACAAAUCUAGAAUAUUGGAAGCACAUGUUAGACCUAAAAAGGCGCAAUCUCCUAUAAAACCUCCGAUAAAUGAAUUACCUAAUCAACAAACGCCAGUAAGUCCGGAUCAACUACAGCAAUUAGCUUUGUACAAAUUCCUGAAUCCACAAGCCGCAGGUGCAGGUCAAGUAAUAACCACAUCAAAACCAGUGCUAAAAGUGGAAACCUUAUACGAAACUUUCAUUUUACCUGUUACUCAAGGCCAUAACACUAUCCAAAGUACUAUUUCUAGAUUGAAAGGAACUAUCACUAAAACAGAUUAUGAGUACGGUACUAGUACUAUUGCUCCAGCGUUCCCACAGAUACCUCAAUUACAACCUCAAAUACCUCAGCUUCCUCAAAUACCUCAGCUCAAUCCUUUCUUACCGCAACCGCAACCUCAGCUGGUCGUAACUUCCUCCCCUAUCGUGCAAAGUACUAUGGUUACUCAAACCAAUAGUAAAGUUUUGAAAUUAACAUUUGGUGCUAAGACAGCUCACACUACCAUCUAUUCUACAACAGUAAUACCAACUGUAACGACUUCUUAUGUAACAGCGUCAAUUCCCGUACCCACCGCUGCGUUUCCCGGAUACUUCCCGGCUCCUUUUCCAGGUUAUCCUUAUGUAGGAUAAAUUAAGGCAGUUAAUUUAAUUCACUAGUCAAAUAAUUGAUGAACAUAAUCAUGUUUUCCAUUAUUCUUUGUUAUGUUUCCGGUUGUUUAUAUUCUUUUCGAAGCCCUGAUAAUCAGUUACCUAAAGAUAUAUACAUUUACUCUAUCAACUUCUCUAAAACUGUUGAUUUCUCUCCAAAUAGUCAUGUAGUUAGUUCCUUCUGCAAAAUCUAUAUUAUUUUCCUUGUAAAACGAAACACAAAUUUCUACGUAAUUGUUGGUAAUCAUUCUGGUUUAGACUCAUAAAUAUCAAAAAACAUAUUUUCGAAGUAAAUUGUAUUCAAUAAAUUAUCGAUUUUGCAUUAUACAUUCGGUUAAAUGGAAUGUGAAACAGAUGAUUUUUAAUGGACGGGUUAUAUAAAUCGAAAGCAUGAACAUAGGAACAGCAACAUUAACUCUUUACAUCAUGAAUUGUACAUAUACAUUUAUCAUUUUCUCGGUGUAUAAUAGACUUGUUUCCAUUUAUAAAUUGAGGUUAUCUCUCAGUUGAAAUAUUUUCCGCGAAUAUUAGAGCACCUUUCACCAAAAAAUCAAGAAACAAACACAUUUGUAAUUUGGUUUCAAUAUAGAAGAUAGUGACCAAAUAUAGAAUACCAUUUUGUUUAUGUGUUAAGAUAUAGAUAUUGUAAAACAAUUUUUUUUAUCCAUAUAUCAGUCUAAAAUUAUUUACAGUCUUGUUAUACUUUAAUUUAAAAUAUAAAAUUUUCACAAAAACAAAAUCAACAUAAAGGUAUACAAACAUGGAAUAGGUACCCCAAUAUGGACUACUGUGAAACUAUACAUAAUAAACCAUAACUUUUAUGGGAUGCUACAGUAAUUAUGGUCAAUUUUAAAAAGUACUAAAAGUUACAUAUCCAGAUAUAGAAUUCUAUACCUGCGCAAUCACCAUAAACCCAAAACCCGCCCUCGAGACAUUUGAUCCAUAUCCCUCCACGAAUAUCUUAAUAAAACAGGCUGUUACAGAAAAUACACUCUGCAUCUUCUGAGUCAGGAGCUUUCUAUCCAAUGGCGACAUCAGGCUCACUCUCUUUAUCAAAGUGUAUUUCUUCUUCAUCAUUUGAAUCAAUAGGACUAUUAUUAGAUAUGUAGAUUUGUAUCCACCCCGAUCGAUGUACAACACCUACGGCGCCUCUCAUUAUCUGUUCGCUAAUAUUUUUUCUGGGAUAAAUGAUGUAAGGAGGCAUAGAAUGGCCAGUAACUUUGAUAGCAAUAACUAUUGUCAUUAAUGGGCCUCUUUGAGCUGAAGUGAAGCUAUUUAUCGUUUUCCUUUCUGAACGGUACCUUGGAGUAUCUUGCUUUGAACUACUGUCAGUCCUGAUUCAUCAACGUUAUAUAUGCUAUUCGGAGUAUAGUUGUCCUUAGAGUAAACAUAUUCAAGAAGAUCAGAAAAGCGUCUAUUUUUUCUUUACAGAAACCAAAUGCUCUUGCAUAAGAUGUGCCAGUGAGUCUUCUCAAUGAAAGUUUCUGCUAAUUACGUUUCAAAGAUAGCCUUAGACACCUUUUCCCAUCCAUUCCGGAGUUGCCGAAAGGAUUUUCCAAAUCAUUGCGUUUGGUACGCCAUUUUGCAAACAUCAUUCUUCGUCAAGCCAUGAAACUUGCUCUACAUCUUUAAAAUAUAUUCUAAUAGAAGAUUUUCUCCCUAAUUUAGUGGCUGUAGCGUCUUCUGAAGAUAGCUGGUUUUUUCUAACACAAUCGAAAUAAAGUGGUGCCUCGAAAUCCAUUUUUUCUCUGUAACUAUUCGUAUAGCUUUUGUCAUGUGAUCUGUGUCCGUUUUCCUUUUGAACUCGGAGACUCCAUUCUAAAAGCAAAAAUUUAAUUUGAAAUUUAUCCUCUAUUUUAUAGAAUAGUCCAUAUUUAGAACCCACGGACAAUCCAUAUUUAGAAAUUUCGAAGUAAUAACAUUCAAUUUUUAUUGUCAACACUAAUAUAACCCAAAAAAAUCAUAUUGUCCACUUCUUCAGUCUUCUUAAAUUUGGCCUGAGUGGUCGUAGGAAAAUAAUUCUUACGUACUCCAAAAUCUUCUCUCACAGUGUCAAAACAAAACACUUUCACCACGGCCACAAGCGUCGCCCGAUUGUAAAGUCAAAACAUGUACGCGUGUAUAAUGAAAGAAAGAAACUAAAGAUCACUAUCUUUAGCAACUAGUAGUAUUUAUUUCCAAGAAAUGGCGGUAUUCCAUGUUAGGGAUACUAUUCCAUAUUUAGUCACUUUCCUCUAAUGGUAGAAUACUACUGACACUUGAAGUAGUACAACCGUUCCACACGUUUAAUGGAAAAUUAAAUUUUGAACGUGAGUGUUUGUUGCUUGUAUUCAACAGUUUAUGUUAAUUUUCGAAGAAUUAACUUUUUUAUAUAUGAAUUUAUAUGUAAACAAUUUCAUACUCUCAGAUUGUUUGUCCCUAGUUAAGUUAGUUAUAUUUUUUAUACAGUUUUUGUUUAUGAACACUUAAAAGAACUGAGAACUCAACUUCAACAAAACGUAUUUGAGUUUUUAAUGUAUAUUGUUUCUUCUAGACUUUGUAUUCAAAACGGUCUUCUUAUAUAAAAAAAAACUGGUAUCGUAGACUUCUAAAAGUCUCUUGUAUCAUUGGAUACAACUCAGUCAUUCUGACGCCUACGGAUUAUGAACAAUAAAUUCACUUGGAAUUGUAUAUGGAUAGCAAUAAUUGCUUUUCCAUGCACGUAUUGAUUUUGAAUAACGAAAAAAUACGCAGGAAAACUUCACUGUAAAGUUACGUUGGUAAUUUGAAGUAAGAUACCGCUUGGGAAGAAGAAAAGGACAAACUUGUGCAAUCACAGUUGAAUUUUCAAGUUAAAUAGACUAUUUGGAGUAGAUAAGUAUUUUGAAAGCGAAUCAGAGAGGAAAAGAAAACGACAUUGAACAUUUACGGACUACAUAUCAUUCAAUAUUAAUAGGAAAUAUACAUAAUGUAUUUUAAAAUUAAGAUAAUCACGUGAAACAACAUUCAUUCGUGCAUACAAAUUGCGAAUAAUAAAAUUUUGAAAUGAACUAUGAGAGAGUUCAAAUAAUAUUUGUUUUGAAACUGCAAAAGAGUAGGACAAAGAAACAUAGUGGAAAUCAAUAAAAUCUAGCAAAGGAAUGAAAACUUCACACCCCAUGGGCUUAACACCUCUUCUAUAAUUUCUAUUUCUAUUUCUAGAGACUUCCCAAUUCCUAAAUUUUAUAAUUAUCGAAAAAUAAUUCAUAUACACAGUAUGGUGCUAAUGAAAAGAACAAAUUCAUUAUUUCGUAAGCCGGUGACUGAGGAAAAAUCCUGGACCCCUUUUUUUAAACAGGCUAUUCGUUAAGUGGGUGUUGUGAUAAAUUAUUUGAAAGUUCUUUUCAAUACCUAUUGAGCCACAUCAAUAUAUCUGAGUAAUUGAUGUUUAUAUUUGUCUAAAAAAUUGAUAAACUUCAAUUUUUAAAAUAAACAACCUAAAUCAAGUGCUCAAAUUAUUAAUCUUCAGCUGUAGUUCAAUACGAAAGACAAGUCGUGAUCCCUUCUCGAACCUUCUCUAUAACUUCCGCACUUAUUCAUGCAACUUCAAUACUUAUCCUUUUCUUUAGCUGCAAUAUUUCUUGGUUUCUUGUGGUCAAACUUAUCAUUAUUAGGCUAAAAUAAUGGCCAUACUUUUUCGAAGAAACCUUAACAGGUUCGCGAUGCUUACAAUUUCCUCAAAACUUCUUGAUCCUCGAAUUGAACCGGUUUUUUCUAUGAAGAAAGAACUUAUGGCUGCAGUGAUAUGAUGCGCCUUCAUAUCAUGUUUUCUAUCACUUUCUAUUACUUGAACAACGUUGUUCCAAAUUAGUAGAUAGAUCGUAAAGGAAGAAUAGAAUAGCCGUCUAGGUCACCUAAUUCCACUCCUCUUGAUUCCUUUUUGAAGGGAUACUUGAGAAGCAGAGUGUACCAAUAUAGACCACAAAAUAUCAUUGAACUCAAAGAAAGGAUACGUUUUGAGCUGAAACAAUUGGAGCACUUAGUUUAGGUUUCGUUGUAAUCAAUGGAUGAAAAAAAUUAUUCUAAUGAGGAAAGUUUAUCACUUUUUAAGACAAAUAUAAACAUCAAUAACAUAUAGAUAUGACUGAAUAGGUAUCAUGAUGCUCACACAGAUGACGUCAAAAUAAAAACAUAUCCCUACAAAUCGCGUGUUUAGAUAUAAAAUCCGACUUGCUCCAAGAUUUUUUCUUAAAAUCGCCGGAUUAGGAAAUAAUUUAUUUAUUCUUUUCACUUGCAUCAUGAAGUAUAUCGUCGUAUACUUUGGCCUUUCAACUCACUAAACAUGAUUAGCAGCGUAGUUUUAAAUGGAGCAAUGGAGAAAUAUAGCACUGAUCAUAUUGGCUGACUUCACUCGUGAAAAUUUGAAUGUGAAGUCAUAGCGCAAGUAUGUGGUGACCACUCAAUUUUGUGAUGUUCACCUAUCCAUUUACUAUACUUAAAAUCAUCCCUUUCUGCUACUUCAUGAGGCAAUGAAGCCUCAUCUUUUUGAAAUUAUAUAUUCACUUCAUUAAAACAGUUACUAACACUUAAAAUUUUGGAAAAUAUCAAAUUCUUCUACAUUUUCGUCAAAAUUUGUUUCCGAAAGUGAUUCUAUUCCAUAUGACUUUUGAUUAUAAUCAAUUUUGAAAAAAGAAUAUUCUAGCAUCAUUUUCUACGAAUACAUCCAAAUUUCUACGAUUUUGUGGAUGAUAUUUGGCAAUAAAUCAAAAUUUUCUUCUUGUUCAAUUUUGAUCUCUCAGUAAAUACUAUAGGCAUUAUUAACACGUUGAGUCCCAACCAAUAUUGAUAAAUUUUCCCAUGGGCCAAAAAAGGUGUUCAUGUUUUCACACUUUAGAGAAAAUGAUGUUCUUUGUGUGCGGUUCAUAGGUUGCCUCUGGGCAGGUAAAGUUUAGCGCUAAAACUUCCUCCAAGGCCCAGAGAGGUGCUAUGGACUGCACACAGAAAAUAUUAUUUUUGUAAAGUGCAUAUCCGAAAUAAAUUAUUUCAAUAUUUUUUUGAGGGACUUGCAAAAUAGAAAGACAAAAUUUUGUUUGCUUUUUAUCCUUUGAACGAUAAUUCACACCUUUAUGUGAAGUGUACAAAAAUGUACGAUAUGUUUUGAAAAAUAUUAUAUCAAUAUCAAUGAGAUCAAUGAGAAUUUUAAUCGAAUAUUAUUUGAAUUACAGAAAACAAAAAAAAAUAUGAAAGGUGAGGUUUUCUAUUUGACAAUGUGAAAAACAUUUAAAUACGGUCCCUUGGGCCGUGGAGUAGGUUGGAAUAGCACCGCUCUGGGCUGUGGGGAGAGAUCAGUUGCGGGCUAUGAACCGUACCGGGGCUCAACGUGUUAAAUACUUUUGUUAAGGAAAAAUUGAUAAAUUCAAAUUAUUAACAACGCCCAUUGAACUAGAGGAAAUUAUAACCACAUGAAAGCUUUUUGUUGGUAAGAAGGCAACAAAUAGGUUAGUAGAUAGAAAAGAUUUUUAUAUGAAAUUUUUUAUGGGUAGUUAUUAUCUCUACAGGGUUGAAUAUUGAAGAUACAAUUGAAUAAUUUCAUUUUAAAGUGUCGUUCCAUAAACAAAAAGUAACAUUUUUCAGGAAUGCUCAUUUUUUUUUCAUAAUUCCCUCAAAAUAUCAAAUAAUUAGUGACUCUUUGAGACGUAUGAAGGUACCGAGGACAAAAACAAGUCUAUUUAUUAUAUUUUUGAAUUGUAAACUAGAUUGUAUAGUUAGGUUUAAGAUUAGAAUAAUUUUGUACUGAUGUUAGCAUUUAAUUUAUUGAUCGUGCAAAUAUUAUUUCAUAAGUUCAUUGUACAUUUUUAGUAGUAGAUUUUUUUAUAACUUCUUCACCUACUCUUAAUAAAGUUUGAUAAAAGUA
Messenger RNA from Diorhabda carinulata, 9406 nucleotides. RefSeq lists its product as uncharacterized. The coding region runs from base 274 to 3516 and encodes 1080 amino acids. NCBI's taxonomy places the organism in Eukaryota, Metazoa, Arthropoda, Insecta, Coleoptera, Chrysomelidae. The record is from RefSeq and is a predicted model, not a curated record. The transcript is spliced from 15 exons.